GUGGGUAAAUUAAUAUUCGAAAAUAUUCAAGUCAUAAUGCCGUCGGCCUUAAAGAGAUAAUGCGACUAAUUUAAGAAGCGCACAGGUGGCAGGUUUUGAAAUCGAUUUGUUUAUCUCUUUCAAAUUUCGUCGUAUUAUUUGAUAAACGGGUCGCGAAUGAUGUCAUACCAAACCAAGCUUAUUUUAAAUGUGACGUAGUUUUUCACGUAUUCGUAAGCCGUGUCACGGACUUGUUAGUUGUGUGCUGGAAAAACUAACCUUUUUACACGCGUUUUAGUGAUUUUUGAACAGAAAGGAUCAAGGAUAUGUCUUACUAUCAACACAAAACGGCAGGCUUUAACGCGCCGCCGCCUCUUAACAACCAGAUGCGACUCUACCACGUUGAUAUGAACCCUUACGGUCAUCGGGUGAUGUUAAUCCUCGAAGCUAAGAAGGCUAAAUACGAAGUGUAUCAGUUAGAUCCAUUGCACUUACCCGAAUGGUUCAGAGAAAAGAAUCCAAGACUGAAAAUUCCCGUUCUGGAGAUACCAACAGACCAAGGGGAUAAAUAUUUAUUCGAAAGCGUAGUUAUUUGUGACUACUUAGAUGAAAGGUUUCCGAGGAAUCCUCUCCAUUCCAAAGACCCUUACGUGAAGGCCCAGGAUCGGCUGCUUAUAGAAAGGUUUAACGAGUUAAUCAAAGGAAGUUUGGAAUGUUUUGACACCAACUUUGCAUUUGGCAGCGAACAAAUAAUCCAAACUUUAGACGUGUUUGAGAAAGAAUUAGCUACUAGAGGUACUAAUUACUUCGGCGGCAAUCGGCCUGGCAUGUUGGACUACAUGAUCUGGCCAUGGGUUGAGAGACUGUAUUUAUUACGUUGUGUGAACGAGCAAAAGUUUGACGAGAAACGACCAAUAUUUCCUAACUUUGCUGACUGGGGAGACCAAAUGCAACUAGAUGAAGUUGUUAAAAAGCAUUCUAGAUCACCGGCGGAAUAUUUUGAUUACUAUAGAAACGCGAGAGCACAUUCAAUGGGAUACUAUCUUUAGAUUAAUUAAACAGUCCCAUCAAGUUAUCUGUAAACAUAGACAACCACUGACAAAGAAAUCUAUGAAUAUUUAGGCAGUUUAAGCUACAACCAUAUAUAGAACCAAUGGGAUGCAAAAAUACACACGAUUCACUCUUCUUUUAGCAUCAUUUUGAGCACAAAUUACGUUGUAUACUUGUUUAAAUCAUUCAAAAAUAAAACAAGGUUCUUACUACGAUUAAGCUGUUAAAAUAUUAGGAGCUCAAACAGCUUAACCGUAGUAAGAAACCCAUUUCUUACGAAUGUAAUACAUUCAAAAAUAGUUUUUAGUUAUUAAUUUGCUAAAUAUUAGCGCCAGCCAAUCAGCUGCCAGUAUUUUCGAUAGUGGCGCUAUUUGACUAACUUGGUCAAAGACUAAAACUAAUUUAUAUAGUUAUAUCUAUACAUCUAUAGAUUAAGAAAGUAUGUGACAGUUUGAGAAACUGCAGCGAUUUUUGUGUGUUUAGUACCAGUUGUGUUUUUUAUAAAUUUUUAUCAAUUUCGAGAAUAGAUCUGUACCACGUAUAUCGUUUUCAAUGUCAAAACAAAUCUACAGCCAGUUGCAUAAAUAACUACUAUAAAGACUACAGAAGCUUGUAUACGCUUUUGGUGUCAAAAAUAUGUAACACGCAUCACAUGUUACUGAAGGAUAAGUGCAUUUAAAAAAAAUCGAAGGCGUACACAAGUGUCUUAAUUCUUUUAAAUUUAUUUAUACAGCUGACUGUACAAAAACUACUAACCUCUAUAAAUAGACAGGCUAUAAGCAUUGGUAAUUUGUGCCUGUUUGAUUUCCGCCAUUUUGGCGCUGCAGUUGGUGUCGUUGGAACGAACUAAUAAUAUUAACUGUCAGGAACAUCUCGAAGCGUUUUCCUAACGUCCUAUCCAUGUAUAGAGGUCAAAAACAAUUGCUAUUUUUCAAAGUUGAUGAUGUUUUGUUACAUGUGUUUUAACAAUGGAAACUCAUAUAAGUAAUUCUGAUCUUUUAUGAAUAUCUUUACAUUUGUAUCAUGUAUUAUUUAUUACAAAUAAUUAAGUGUUUAUUUUUUAUUUAAAUUAACGAAAAGUAUGUGAUCAUGUCAGAUUGUUUGUUUGUAAUUUUGCUUAGGAAAGUUAUUAAGACGUUUAAUUUACACAAUUUUAUAAACGAAAGGAACUCAAUAUCUUCGCAUUUAUAUCCCUUAUAUUUCAAAUGUCUUAUUGAUAUAUAACCUAUAAACUAAAGCACGAUAAUGUGAGGAAAAAGUUCUUCGUAGAAUUUUUGUUGACGUUAAAAAAUCGACUCACGAUUAGAAAUCAAAUUGAAACGAAACACUCCAUCUAUAUGUUAUCGUUCUUAUUAUUUCUUAAAAAAGCGAUUGACAAUUAUUUUAAUCAAAAAAUAUAACCUAAUUUUUGUCAAACAUUUAAAAUGCAUUUAACACGUCUAAAUAUUUUCGCAGAAUGUGUAAUGACUAACUUAAUAUAAAAAAAGUAAAAUAAUAGUAACCUUCAUUUAAUUUUAAGUAUAUAUUUCUACACUUUUUCUUAUAAUAAUAAUAUACUAUAUAAUCUAAGUGUAAUUAUCAUUAUUGGCUCUUCGUAUAACGGAAGAGAGUAGAUUUAAGAAAUUUAUUCAACAAUAGUACUUACGAUAUUUUUGGCUGUUUGUUUUUUGCUGUAAAUAUUAAUUUUCUUUAGUCAAUUACGGUUUUGAUUUUAUACUCAUGUAUACUUUAUGUAUGUUCGUGUAUAAAAGGCGCGAAAUAUUGGAUGACAGGAUGUUUUUUUUUUCUUCGUUGUAUUGGUGUUUAUGAAAUUGGCCAGUCGUAUACAAAUAAAGUUUUAAAGAAU
This is a messenger RNA of Papilio xuthus (Asian swallowtail), 2875 nucleotides long. It is a transcript of the gene GSTo3, whose product is annotated as glutathione S-transferase omega 3. NCBI's taxonomy places the organism in Eukaryota, Metazoa, Arthropoda, Insecta, Lepidoptera, Papilionidae. Gene Ontology annotation, cellular component: cytoplasm. Gene Ontology annotation, biological process: glutathione metabolic process. Gene Ontology annotation, molecular function: glutathione transferase activity; glutathione dehydrogenase (ascorbate) activity. The record is from RefSeq and is a predicted model, not a curated record. The transcript has 6 exons. Bases 306 to 1028 code for a protein of 240 amino acids.